This is a messenger RNA of Rosa chinensis, 468 nucleotides long. RefSeq lists its product as uncharacterized. Gene Ontology annotation, cellular component: small-subunit processome; Pwp2p-containing subcomplex of 90S preribosome. Gene Ontology annotation, biological process: rRNA processing. The record is from RefSeq and is a predicted model, not a curated record. NCBI's taxonomy places the organism in Eukaryota, Viridiplantae, Streptophyta, Magnoliopsida, Rosales, Rosaceae. The transcript is spliced from 2 exons. The coding region runs from base 43 to 348 and encodes 101 amino acids.
UUUACUGAUUUCAUCAAAACUUUGCCUCCAUCAUCCCUGGAUAUGGAACUUCGAAUUCUUCAGAUUGUGGGUGAUGAGGAUGAAGAAGAGUCAGAAAAGUUGCUUCCAAUUGAACUGCUUCUCGACUAUUUUAUACACGAGACUGCAUGCAGAAACAAUUUUGACCUUGUACAAGCUGUGAUCAGGGUUUUUCUGAAGAUCCAUGGCGAAACAAUUCGACGCCGGUCACAACUACAGGAUAAGGCAAGCAAGCUCCUAGACGUUCAAUGCAACUCAUGGCAAAGAGUAGAUAAAAUGUUUGAAAGUGCUAGGUGCAUGGUCACUUCUCUUGGCAAUUCACAGUUUUGACUGCCCCAAAAUUUUUUGUUGUAUCUGGCCAUCCCCGAUUUUGUGCUAGGGUUUGGUCUCAGUUCUGAAUGGUAGAAAAUAUUUGUUGUAAUCUCAGGUUGGCCGAGAUGAUGCUCUCUC